This is a messenger RNA of Branchiostoma belcheri (Belcher's lancelet), 3115 nucleotides long. Its product is annotated as sodium- and chloride-dependent creatine transporter 1-like. Gene Ontology annotation, cellular component: membrane. NCBI's taxonomy places the organism in Eukaryota, Metazoa, Chordata, Leptocardii, Amphioxiformes, Branchiostomatidae. Bases 206 to 2104 code for a protein of 632 amino acids. The record is from RefSeq and is a predicted model, not a curated record. The transcript is spliced from 14 exons. Gene Ontology annotation, biological process: sodium ion transmembrane transport.
ACGUCAUACCCCACAGCGAGGGGUGAGCCGGCUCAUGUUCGCGGGAUCGCAUAACGGCUGUUAGCUGAGCUCCACGCUAUUUCUGAGCGCUCCAGGAUCGGCUGCUUCCAAACGGCAGCCGCCGGUCGCACCCCCGGUUCUUACAUGAAAUUCUUCAAGAUACCGUCUAUCAAGGUGUUUUGGGACAUUUUCUAGCCGCGCGAGAAUGGCGGGAAAAGAGGAAAGCUACGCCCGUCACCCUGAAGGGGUCGACAUGACUGUGGGCAACGCCGCCUCCGGGGGAACGCCGGAGAAACAAGAAGGAUCGGAGCGGCCGACAUGGGGACACAAGGUGGAUUUCAUCCUGUCGUGUGUCGGCUUCGCCGUCGGCUUGGGGAACGUGUGGCGGUUUCCCUACCUGUGCUACAGGAACGGCGGAGGAGCGUUCCUGAUCCCGUACUUCAUCUGCCUGGUGGCAGGGGGCGUUCCUGUGUUCUUCCUGGAGAUCUUCCUGGGCCAGUUCAUGAGCCAGGGCGGCAUUGGCUGUUGGAAGAUAUGCCCCAUAUUCCAAGGCAUCGGGUUUGCGACCACCGUGAUCUGCUUCCUCCUGAACAUCUAUUACAUCAUCAUCCUGAACUGGGCAGCCUACUUCUUCGGUCGCUCCUUCACAUCAGUACUGCCCUGGUCACACUGUGAUAACCCAUGGAACACAGAGUACUGUACCACCAACUUCACCAAGCCAGACACCGGCAGUGCUGCCAACAUGACCAACAUGACCCUGGAUGGCAACAUGACAGCCUCCAACACCACCAACAUCACACAGAUAUCUCCUGUCGUCGAGUUCUGGGAGAACAAAGUGCUGAACAUGUCAGAGGGAGUGGAGGACCUUGGGGAGGUGCAGUGGGAGCUGGCCGUGUGUCUUCUCUGUGUCUGGAUCGUCGUCUACUUCUGCGUCUUCAAGGGGGUCAAGUCCACUGGCAAGGUGGUUUACUUCACGGCUACCUUCCCAUAUGUGAUGCUGACUGUCCUGCUGAUCCGGGGCGUCACACUAGAGGGCGCUGCUGACGGGCUCUUCUUCUACCUGAACCCAGACUGGGAGAAACUGAAGGACCACAAGGUGUGGAUCGAUGCAGGCACACAGAUUUUCUUCUCCUAUGCCAUUGGCCUGGGCUGCAUGACAGCGCUGGGCAGCUACAACAAGUUCCACAACGACUCCUACAAACAGAGCAUCCUGAUUGCCACAGUGAACAGCUUCACCAGUCUGUACUCCGGCCUGGUGGUGUUCUCGGUGCUAGGCUUCAUGGCCAAGGAACAGGGGCUCCACAUCAAGGACGUGGCAGCUUCAGGUCCGGGUCUGGUGUUCAUCGCGUACCCGCGAGCGCUGUCGCUGAUGCCCCUCGCUCCGCUGUGGUCAUGUCUCUUCUUCUUCAUGAUCAUUCUGGUCGGACUGGACAGUCAGUUCGUAGGUGUGGAGGGUUUUGUGACCGCUGUGGUUGACAUGAUCCCGUACCUGCGCCGAGGAUACAACCGAGAGCUCUUCAUCGCCGGACUCUGCAUAUUCAACUUCCUGUUAGGACUCACCAUGGUCACAAAUGGAGGUAUCUACGUCUUCCAGAUCUUCGACUACUACUCUGCCAGCGGCAUCUCCCUUCUCUUCAUGUCCUUCUUCGAGUGUGUGGCCAUCGCCUGGAUCUUUGGAGUGAACCGUUUCUAUGACAGUAUUGAACUGAUGAUUGGGUACAAGCCUCUGCCAUGGUUCAAAAUCUGCUGGACUGUCCUCACUCCUCUUAUUGCUGUGGGCAUUUUCCUGUUCAUGUGCGUGACGUGGUCUCCGAUGGAGUUUAAGCACUUCACGGCGACAUACUACUUCCCGACCUGGGCGGAGAGUAUCGGCUGGUGCAUGGUGGUGGUCGCCAUCCUGUGUGUCCCCGUCACCGCCGUCGUCAAGAUCUGCCAGGCCAAGGGAACAUUCCGGGAGCGGUGGCAAGAGGUGACCACUCCACAGCUCCAGUACCACCAGCUACGACCAAAGGACAAGCUGGCGCGGGGACUCAGUAUCGACUCCGACCCCUCCACACCCCCGCCACCGUACUCCGAUGUACAGCAGUACGACACCGCGCUGUAGGCUGCUCGCAAAGUCUUCCAGGGACCGUUUAGGCCACGCCAAUUUAACUUGUUGGUUCUCAUAUUUUAAAAACAUAAUGAUAAAGAAAAUCUGUAACCAUGAAAAGAGUCGGAAAGGAAACGCUUGUGCCUUUGUACACAAAGAGUUAGCACACUACAUGUAUAUUCGUCAUUAGUUUUCUUUUUAUCCCUCCCUUUUCAUGUAAUCCACUGGCUGAUUUUUUACUUUAUGUCCAAUAACCAAGAAAAUAUUUUUUUGUGGCCUUAGGUAAGUUUAGUAAAUACUGGUUAGGCUGUAGGCCGCUUUGAGCUCAAUGUCUUUCAAAGAUCAUUUAUACUCCAGUAAUUAAAUACCAGAGAAACUCUUACAAAAACUGAAGCAACGGCUCAAAACUCUAAUACCUAGCACAAUGGGGAAUAAUCAGAAUAAUCUAAACACGGAUAGUGAGUGUGUGAGUGGACAUAACCAAAAUGAUCAUGUGAACCGUUUCAGUCUUCCACCACUUCUGUGAUGUCAUGCCACGUACAUAGGACAUAUCACAAGUGAUAGACAGUAUCAAAGCAAGGUUCAAAAUCAUGUGCAGCUCAGAAGUGAAGACAAUUUUGUUAACUGCCAUAUACUAGGAGCUGAUAAAGAAUGGGCUUAUUUCUCUAUAGCUUGCUUGAGCACAGCUGAGCGAGUUUUUUGCCUAGAGAUAAGAAAUCUUUUGGGUGUCAAAAGUCUAAUUAUGAAGGUUUAUACGGUAUGCACGCAUCUUGUUGGUGUACUUUAACUUGCCUAACAUUUUAUUUUCAAAUGAUAUAUUCUUUGUUUUUCCUGGUGUGUGCAGGGCUUUGAGCCAUAUUUGUGCUCUAUUUUGUUGUGUGUCCAAAUACAAGAGAAUCAUGACUGGGUAUUACAUGUAUCCAUGAGUCUGGGGUAUCAUCCAUAUAUGUUACUACCUGUGACAGCUGCCCUACAUUUGAUAUGAACUAUAUGUACUACAGAAUAAACUGUUUUAUUCUCUCUUUA